This is a messenger RNA of Peronospora belbahrii, 1401 nucleotides long. NCBI's taxonomy places the organism in Eukaryota, Oomycota, Peronosporomycetes, Peronosporales, Peronosporaceae. The record is from the annotation of a GenBank genome assembly.
AUGGUCCGACAAACAAUUUCGUGUGCCCUUGUAGGGCUUGCGCUACUCGAGAGUGUUGCUCAAGGCAUUAACAUUUACGUGACCAACGAAUGCACGGAAAGUAUAACGUUGGCUCACGUGACGCCUGGUGGCGUAUCAACGGAUCAAGUAGCCGCUGGUGGUACCAUUAUCAAGUCGUUUGCGGCUGGUACUGGCUCGCACGUGUUCAAGUCAGGCACGGGAGCUCAAGCUACUUUGGCCGAGUUCUCCGCUGAGGGUGGCAAGUGCUGGAUGGAUAUCAGCAUUAUCCCCACGGGUGAAAUGAGUGGCCCCGAGUGCUGUCCGAACCUUCAGGCUUGCAAGGACUUAACGGGAGGUGUGGGCUUUAACGUCGCAAUGCAGAUCACUCCGCAUACGCAGGAUGGCGCUCGCUGUGUCGAAUUGACGUGCAUGUAUGACGGAUGCACUGACGCCUACCAGUUUCCCAAGGACGAUACCAAGACCCACACGUGCCCUUUGUCCACAGACUACGACCUGACGUUUUGUCCCGGUGGCUCAGGUGGUGGUUAUGCGGCGGUUACGCAGUAUGAACCUAUACCGCCUCAAGCGCAGAUUCCAGCGCCGGCACCACCUUUAGCGUCGACUACAGCAACGGCACCGCCUCCAGCGUCGACUACAGCACCAGCACCGGCACCGCCUCCGGCGCCGACUACAGCACCGCCUCCUGCGCCGAAUACAGCGGUUGAGCCGAUUUCAGCGCCGGUGUCGAUUUCCAUGCCGGCUUCUGCUCCUUUUUCGAAGCAGACAUUGUCUUCAAAUGUAGAGCAGACGUCGUUGUUGAAUACAGGCUAUGGUGAUUCGGCCAGUCAGGAGCUGCACAACAUCGUCCUGUCUUCCAAGUCGGUUGAUUUGGGCUUGGAAGUCAAGGCUGGCGACGACAAGGUGCAUAAGACCAAUGUUGAGAGGGUACAGAAUUAUGUUACCCGCAGCAAUACAACGAGUGACAUAGUGCAGCAGCCGAUUUACACGAAGGAUGACGUAGUGCAGCCCAUUGCAGUUCCAUCCCCAGACACUUAUUCGAAUGAAGAGGAUGUUCAGCACAUUAACAACAGGUCCAAAAAGAGUAACGACUGCAGCACACCGUACGUUGUGUUGGGUUUAGGCGCGUUCGUUGGGAUCGUGGCUGCUGCCGCGAUCGUCGUUGUGCGUAAGAAGAAAGCGAAGCUGGAAGAGCUUGAGAGCAAGACGCCGCUCUCGGCGAUGGCUUACGGCACUUUAUCGAGCUUCCGCACCCCUCGCGACGAACCCCCGCCUUUCGCCGCCCAGGUUAUGGAAAGCGUUUGGUACACUAUAUCACGGAAUGUAGAUUCAAAAGCGUACUGCACGAGCCUUAGCUCUUUGGAUAAGAAAGGUGUAACGUGA